This is a messenger RNA of Colletotrichum phormii, 1530 nucleotides long. Its product is annotated as histidine acid phosphatase. Gene Ontology annotation, molecular function: acid phosphatase activity. The transcript has 2 exons. The record is from RefSeq and is a predicted model, not a curated record. NCBI's taxonomy places the organism in Eukaryota, Fungi, Ascomycota, Sordariomycetes, Glomerellales, Glomerellaceae. Bases 1 to 1530 code for a protein of 509 amino acids.
AUGGGUCGACUCGCCGACGUCGCUACGUCGGCCUACGAGUCCGUGAGGGGCCUGCUGACGGGCAAGGCAUAUAAAUACAACGCCAUCCCUGACGAGGAGGGUGAAAGGGAUGAAGUCGAUGAGUAUCGUGAGAGCCACGCGCCAGACCCAAAACGUCGACUUUGCUUCCUCACAAUCGCCGCCAUGGCUUUUGCUAUUUUCCUCUCAUUAGCCUUGGGCUUCAGUCUCGUCAGCGGCCAGGCACCGCGCAACGGGCUCGAGUCCAUCUCACAGUUCUGGGGCCAGUACUCGCCCUUCUUCCCCGUGCCGUCCGACAUCGACGUCGCCACCCCUCAGGGCUGCGAGGUCACCUUUGCGCAGGUCCUCUCCCGGCACGGCGCCCGGGACCCCACCGCCGGCAAGACGGCCACCUACAAGGCGCUCGUCGACCGCAUCCACGCCAACGUCACAAACUACGGCAAGGGCUUCGAGUUCAUCAAGACGUACCAGUACACUCUCGGCGCCGACGAACUCACCCCCUUUGGCCAGCGCGAGCUCGUCGACUCGGGCGAGGCCUUCUACAAGCGCUACCAGCCGCUCGCGGCCGCCAACGACAUCUUUAUCCGCUCCUCUGGCCAGAACCGCGUCGUCGAGUCCGGGCUGAACUGGACAGAGGGCUUCUUCGGCGCCAAGCUCGCCGACGGCCACAGCGGGCCCGACGGCGGCCUCGUCAGCCUCAUCACCAUCAUCCCCGAGGAGAAGGGCAUCAACAACACCCUGGACCACAGCCUCUGCACCGCCUUUGAGGACGGCGCCUUCUCCAAGGUCGGCGACGAGGCGCAGGUGCCCUGGCGCGAGGCCUUCACGCCGGCGAUCACGGCGCGCCUCAACGAGAACCUGCCCGGCGCGAACCUCACGGCCGAGGAUACCAUCGCCUUUAUGCAGCUGUGCCCCUUCAACACGGUCGUCAACGGCACGCAGUCGCCGUUCUGCGACCUUUUCACGCUAGAGGAGUGGAAGGACCUAGAGUACUACGAGACGCUGGGCAAGUACUACGGCUUCAACGCGGGUAACCCCCUCGGCCCGACCCAGGGCGUCGGCUUCACCAACGAGCUCCUCGCGCGGCUUACGGGGCAAGCCGUUGUGGAUCACACGUCGACCAACACGACGAUGGACGCCGACCCGGCCACGUUCCCGCUCGACAAGAAGCUGUACGCCGAUUUCAGCCACGACAACGACAUGAUGGCGAUUUACGGCACGCUGGGGCUGUACAACGAGACGGCACCGCUGUCCAAGACGAACCGGACUUCGGUGGCGGAUGCCAAGGGGUUCACGGCCAGCUGGACGGUGCCGUUUGCCGCGCGUAUGUACGUGGAGAAGAUGAAGUGCGGUGGUUCGGACGAGGAGAUGGUGCGGAUUCUGGUGAAUGACCGGGUGGUUCCGCUUGUCGGGUGCGGUGCAGACGGGCUUGGGCGGUGCAAGCUCGGUGCGUUUGUGGAUAGCAUGGGGUUCGCCAAGAGCGGAGGGCUUUGGGGCCAGUGUUUUGUGUGA